This is a messenger RNA of Abrus precatorius (Indian licorice), 2625 nucleotides long. Its product is annotated as peptidyl-prolyl cis-trans isomerase, chloroplastic-like. Gene Ontology annotation, molecular function: peptidyl-prolyl cis-trans isomerase activity. The record is from RefSeq and is a predicted model, not a curated record. Lineage: Eukaryota; Viridiplantae; Streptophyta; Magnoliopsida; Fabales; Fabaceae. Gene Ontology annotation, biological process: protein folding; protein peptidyl-prolyl isomerization. Bases 183 to 977 code for a protein of 264 amino acids. The transcript is spliced from 7 exons.
GGAGUAAACACAUAACAGUUAGUUAUCCUUUUAGCCUUUAGGUAGCCCUGUGACUGUGUGGCCACGAGUCUGCAGCUGAAGCAAAGAAGCUAAAGUGGAGUGUGUGGGUGUGUGAGAGAGAGAUUAGCGUAGCGUUGGUGGGUGAUAGACUCAGAAAGUGUUGGCCAUUAAACUUGUUGCUCAUGGCAUCGUCAUUCUCAACGCAAUUGCUGCAAAGUCAGAACCUACUCCCUCGUUUUCAUCAUCAUAUUCAGGGGAAUUUCGGCCAAGAUGUGUCAAAAGUUCAGAGGCCACGUGUGGUCUUCAGCGGUACCAAAUCACAGCUUGGUUACAGCAAAACAUUGGCGUCAACAUCUCAUUAUGCUGCCAAAUUUUCUGUUUCACCACAAUCUGAUGCUAAAUCAAUCACAUAUAGAAGAAUGUCAUGUAUUAAUUCUAUGGAAAAUGCUCUAGAGGUGCAAGCCAAAGUGACAAACAAGUGUUUCUUUGAUGUACAAGUUGGGGGUGAACCUAUUGGCAGGAUUGUUUUUGGUCUAUUUGGAGAGGUUGUUCCCAAAACAGUUGAGAAUUUCCGUGCUUUAUGCACAGGAGAGAAAGGAUAUGGCUACAAAGGAUGCUACUUCCAUCGUAUAAUCAAAGAUUUCAUGAUUCAGGGAGGGGACUUCACUGAAGGAGAUGGAACUGGCGGGAUCAGUAUCUAUGGUGCUAAAUUUGAAGAUGAAAAUUUCGCCUUGAAGCAUGUUGGUCCUGGAGUUUUGAGCAUGGCAAAUGCCGGUCCUAAUACCAAUGGUAGUCAAUUUUUUAUUUGCACUGUACAGACUCCAUGGUUAGACAAUCGUCAUGUUGUGUUUGGACAUGUAAUUGAUGGAAUGGAUGUUGUAAGGACACUUGAAUCACAGGAGACUAGCAAGUUUGAUAAUAGCCCGCGAAAGCCAUGCAAAAUUGCAAAUUCUGGAGAACUGCCUAUAGAUAAUUGAUCUUUACACUGAAGUGCAUUUUUCUGACUGUCAAAAACAAUUUUCAGUUGAGGAGGGGGUAUGGAUACCUGCAAUGAUUCUGUGUUUGAAUAAUCAUUGACCUCUGCCGAAGGAAAAUUUGACUGUCGUUACACGUGCAUUUAGUGAAUUAUAAUUAUUAGAGAUGUAAGAUCCAUAUUUUCUAUUACCAGACUGUAUGAAAAAUCCUCAUAUAGUAGAUGCUUUUUUCUCUUAUAAAUUUCUAGUUCUGCCAUUUACAUUUACAAGUUUUCCAUCCAUUUCAUGAUGCCAAUUGCAAGAUUCAUAUAUUUAAGCAUCCCCAUACUGUGGAGACAAUUCCCAAAUUAUUGUAAAUUCAGAUCGAGGCAAGCUCUGCUGAGGUAGAAACUCUUGCUUUGCUUGAUAAGUGUGUUAAAAUAUUUUAUCCAAGCAAAAUCCUAUGCAAGGACCAUAGUUUCAACUGCUGGGGUUUGGAUCAUUUGCUCUUGCGUGCCUUCCUCAGCCUCCCAUAUUUCAGGCAAUGCUUCUUUGAUAUUAUGAAUGCUAUUCAGGGCAUGAUCAGCGCCAGGCACCAGAUCUGAACGGCCCACCUGCCAUCAGUGUGUUAUUACUUGUCAUUGUCAGCUUGCAUUGGAUUGCAUUACAUGUGAACACAGAUUGUGGAGUUAUUUAAUUUCUUAGAUCGACUUAUACGAGGCAUAGAUAGCAAAUUAUAGCUUACGAUAACAGUGUGAAGUCCUGCUACUUUUCCACUUGCAACAUUUCUAGCGCUGUCAUCAAAGAAAACCUGCAGAAGAUAGAAAGACUAUGAAUUGAUUCCAAGAAGUUAUCUUUCAUAUCACUUUCUAGGUGAGUAAUGAGUCUUACCGUUUUCUCAGGAUCCACGUUAGCAGUCCGAAUAGCAGCUUCGAAAGCUUCCACAGAUGGUUUGCAAAGGAUUUGAGAGUGGGAGUUGAAACAUCCUUUCUCUGUUGAAUCACAGGCAUUAUUUAAUGGUGUAAUAUCUGGGAACGCAUAAUUAUCAUCCAUGCAACUACUUUGUUUGGGAGGAUUAAGCGUUUCAAAGCAUAUGAUGCCCUCAAAACAAUCUUCCAAGCCCAAUCUGUUGAGAACUUUAACUGCAUGUGCGUGAUCUGCAUUGGUGAAUAUCUGCAAACGAUAUUUUCGAGUUUAUGAAUAUUAUGAAAUGCUCUUUGCUGAACAAACUAGUACCGAAGUUGACCUUUAUUCCUAACAUACUAUUUUACGCUGGGGCAUGGAAAGCAGAAGGUUCCUUAAUACUGGAUCAGGCUUCAGUUUCUCGUAUGGUAAUCUUCCAUGUAUAUAAGCAUGAAACUCGUCAUUGUCAAACUCAUAACCAAGGACCUGAGAGAAAAUUAAAACUUACAUAAACUCAUUGAUAUUACAUCAUUGACAGUGAAUCAACAUUUCAGAAGAAAGUGUGAUGACGAGAAAAUUGAGGGCAAUACCACAACCUCAUCAUACCUUCAAUCCUGCCAUAGUUGUACCAUAUUCCCCAUAUAAAUCUAGGCACAUCUUUGGUACUUCACUCUGUUCAAUAUGCAAGUGUUCUAACAUAUACUCUGUAAACAAGAUUUAAAUACAGUAGUACUUCUAUCACGUAUGAGAUUAUCUGAACACAAGAUUU